Molecule: messenger RNA, 1032 nt
Organism: Chaetomium globosum CBS 148.51
Lineage: Eukaryota; Fungi; Ascomycota; Sordariomycetes; Sordariales; Chaetomiaceae
Exons: 2
Coding region: 1-1032 (343 amino acids)
Source: RefSeq, a predicted model, not a curated record
AUGCUCGAAGACACAAACAAGACAUCACAGGUGAAGGCACGGGCGCCCAAGGCAUCGGCGCCCGCCCAGCCGGUCGAUGACAGCUCCGACGAUGGCGUCGAUAACCGCGAAUUCGCCCGUCAGCUGGGCCAACGUCAAGCAGGGCACUACUCUCAACGCGCUCAAGAAGAGCGACGAGAAGCGGCAGAAAUAAGUCUCGGUCCGUUCUCACGUUGCGUGAUGCCGAUGACGACGAGUCUCACUCUCUCGCCCGAGAUCAAGGCUGCCGAUGCCAGUGGUGUCAGCGAUAUGCUUGAGCCCAAGGCCGGCGAGUCCCUCGGUCCUCCGCCUCACCGACACCGACAAGGCCAAGCUAAGAAGGAGAAGAAGGCCCAAGGAGCCCGAGAAGACCGAGACCAAGAAGCAGCGCCCAGAAUCGCCCUGAAGGCCGAGGCCGCGAAGGCUCUCCGUGAGGAGUCGGAGAAGCAGAGAAAGGUCGACCUGGAGGCCCAGAGACGCCAGGCUCGCAUCGCCGAAGGCCGGCCCGCCCAGGACGGCUCCGUCUCUAUGGCACAGGCUCAGCAAUCCGUCUGGACGGAGAAGGGCGCCAACGGCACCUCCAGCACUAACAGCGGCUACCUCCCCGUGCAACCCCUUGACACCUUCGAUACCAGCAGCUACACCGACGUGUCGGCUCCUAAGAGCGAGACCGCUAAGAGCGCGGUUCCUGCCAAGAACAACUUGGCUGACAGCUGGAUUUCGACCUUGCCCUCCGAGGAGGAGCAGAUGGAGAUGCUCCGUGACGAGGAGGCCUGGAACACGGUGUCGACUAAGAAAACCAAGAACAAGAAGAAGGAGGCCGCCGCUGAGAGCCCGAUCGACUCGGAGCCCACGAUUAUUCAGCCGCCGCCCGCCGCCAAGGCCGCAACCGCGAGCAACGGCACCAGCGCUGCUCCCAAGCAGCCCGCGAAGGUGUUCUCUCAGCAGUCGGCCUUUGCUGCGCUGAGCACAACCGACCCCGAGGGCGAGGAGGAGAACGAGUGGGACGUCUAA